Molecule: messenger RNA, 423 nt
Organism: Vespa velutina
Lineage: Eukaryota; Metazoa; Arthropoda; Insecta; Hymenoptera; Vespidae
Exons: 2
Coding region: 1-423 (140 amino acids)
Cellular component (GO): extracellular region
Molecular function (GO): hormone activity
Source: RefSeq, a predicted model, not a curated record
AUGAAAUCCUUCGUUCUCGUGAUACUUGUUACUAUUUUUGGUAUCACUAUCAUCCAAUGCGAACCCGAACCGAUGGCUAGACCAACCAGACCAAAAGUUUUUACAAGUCCGGAAGAGUUACGAAGAUAUUUAGAUCUCGUCAAAGAUUAUUAUUCGAUAAAUGGAAAGGCCAGGUAUGGAAAAAGAGCCGGAGGUAACGCAUUCCCUGCCUUUUAUUUAGGAUAUCCGUGGAAUACUUUGAGAUUUAUACUUGAUACUCACCGCCAUUUUCAACAACAAAAGGAGGAUAAGAGCAAGCCGAUAAAGGAACAAAUCAAUUUUCGUAAUUUUCAAGAUAAUGAUACAAAAAAGCAAAUAUUUCGAAAUAAUCCGUCAGAAAAUUUAAGUGACAUGAUUGAUAACUAUUACGAUGACGUAGAAUAA